GGACCUUCCCGGACCCAGAGCUACUGGAGAGUUCCUGAAGAGAGCAACGCGGCGACGGAGGAGGGACACGUCGGGUGGAGGCGCUCGGCCUCCUCUCGUUCCUCAGAAGCUUCCCAAGCACGCCUCAAGCGUGAACUCGGGCCGAGAGCGCUCUGCGACCCCUGCCACAGCCGCGCCGCCAGGCACGAGAGCGGGGCGGCCCGGCCGAGCCACAGCCCGCGCGUCCGGGGCGGCUCGCGGCGCGGGGUCCUGGCGCGCGCACGAAGUUCGGCCGCUCCGCCGCGCGGCGCUCAGCAGGCCAUGGCCGCUACCCCCGGGACUUGCUCGGGGCCGCCCCAGGCCCGGGCGAGGAGGCGAGCAAAGGCUACCAAGAGGAAACACGGAGUGUCCAGUGAUGCUCCCCCAGCAAAGCGAAGGAAUGAAAUGUCCUUUCUCUCAGCCAAGAAGACUAGUGAGAAAGAAACUCAAAGAACUUUCAAGGUGAAGUCACACAAAAAAUUUUCUCCCAAGAAGUAUUCGGUUAACGCAGGUGAUGGAAAGCAAGAGGAGAAACCAUGCAUUAAGACUUCAUCGUUGUUUAAAAACAACCCUGAAAUCCCAGAACUCGACAGGCCUGUGGUAAAGCAGGCGCGAGAGCAAGUAUUCACUCCCGAGGCUUUUCACGAGCUGGGCCUCCACCCACACCUGAUUUCUACAAUAAACACAGUCCUAAAAGUAUCCAGUAUGACCAGUGUUCAGAAGCAGAGUAUUCCUGUGUUGCUGAAAGGCAGAGAUGCCCUCGUGCGGUCCCAGACCGGCUCAGGUAAAACUCUCGCCUAUUGCAUCCCUAUGGUCCAGUCCCUUCAAGCAGUGAAGUCAAAAAUACAGCGAAGUGAUGGCCCCUAUGCUCUGGUGCUGGUGCCCACAAGAGAGCUGGCUCUACAAAGCUUUGACACUGUCCAGAAACUGCUUAAGCCAUUCACCUGGAUUGUGCCUGGAGUGUUGAUGGGCGGAGAGAAGAGAAAAUCAGAAAAAGCCAGACUUCGCAAAGGAAUAAAUAUCCUCAUCUCAACUCCUGGCCGGCUGGUGGAUCAUAUAAAGUCCACAAAGAACAUUCAUUUUAGCCGCAUUCAGUGGCUGGUUUUGGAUGAGGCAGACAGAAUCUUGGAUUUGGGUUUUGAAAAGGAUAUCACUGUGAUCCUCAAUGCUAUAAAUACCCAGUGCCACAAGCGGCAAAACGUCUUGCUGUCAGCCACACUCACAGAAGGCGUGACACGACUAGCGGAUAUCAGUUUACAUAAUCCAGUCAGCAUUUCUGUCUUGGACAAAAGCCACGACCAAUCUACCCCAAAGGGCAGAGCAGGCCAGGGAGUUGCUCCUCCACAGACCAGCGACAGGCUGGACAGCUUUGCAAUACCGGAGAGUCUCGAGCAGCAUGUGACACUGGUCCCCAGCAAACUGCGGCUUGUCUGCCUAGCAGCCUUUAUCCUGCAGAAGUGCAAGUUUGAGAAGGACCAGAAGAUGAUUGUCUUUUUCUCCAGCUGCGAGCUGGUGGAGUUCCACUACAACCUCUUCCUCCAGACCCUGUCGAGCAGCGAGGGCCCCCCUACAUUGAGACAGGCGCCAUCUGCCUCCACGAGAUUAAAAUUCCUGCGGCUGCAUGGCAACAUGGAGCAGGAGGAAAGAACGGCAGUGUUUCAGGAAUUCUCCUGUUCCAGAGCAGGUGUCCUUCUCUGCACGGAUGUUGCAGCUCGGGGCUUAGAUCUCCCACAAGUCACGUGGAUUGUUCAGUACAAUGCUCCGUCUUCACCUGCAGAAUACAUCCACCGGAUUGGAAGAACCGCCCGGAUUGGCUGCCAUGGGAGCAGCCUGCUCAUUUUGGCUCCUUCGGAAGCAGAAUAUGUCAACUCGUUGGCUUCUCACAAAAUCAAUGUUUCUGAGAUGAAGAUGGAAGAUAUUUUGUCCAUUCUGACAAUAGAUGAUUGUUUUAAAGUGAGGCGAAGAGAAAACCAGAAAUCCCAGGCUGUUGGCCCCCAGGAAAUCCGAGAGCGAGCCACAGUCUUACAGACAGUAUUUGAAGAUUACGUGCACUCCAGUGAGAGGACCGUCUCCUGGGCGAAGAAAGCUCUGCAAUCCUUCAUCGGAGCCUAUGCUGCCUACCCCAGAGAGCUGAAGCACAUCUUCCAUGUGCGGUCCCUCCACCUUGGGCAUGUGGCUAAGAGCUUCGGGUUGAGAGAUGCUCCCAGGAACCUUAGCGUCUCGGCCGUGAAGAGGAGGAAAGGAAAGCUGAAAAGGCUGGACCUUCGUAAGAAGACACAGAGUCAGCAGCACCUCGCCCAGGUCCUUCGCUCAGAAUACUCAAGUGGGCUGGAGGCUGCGGGUGCCAAGGUCAGGAACCGGAGCACACAGGAGGCCAGCAGCCAGCACCCUGCAAGCCGGGGCCGUGGGAAACGUCAGGUGCCUCCUCCUCCUCGAACCAUAGGAGCCCGGAGAGGCCAACGGAAGGACAAGCCCUCCCAGAUGGUUUUUUAAAUCUCUCCACAGGACUGGUCCCAGAGUGGAUCCCAGAGGCCCCAGUGGCACUGGGUUGAUGUCUUCUCCUCUGAAAAAUACUUGUGACACCUUUCCCUGAACACCAAGUCCCCAGAACACACGGGAGCCAGAAGCCCUGGUCAGAAGGAGUGGCACGGGGCCCUGGGCACAGUGCCAGCCAGCACUGACUGCAGGAGGAUGUCACAUCGAGGCUGUCGGGACCAGGCCCACCUCGCACCCAGCGCACCUGACCUUAGAUGGCCUCGGUGGCCACGCCAGCCCAUAGCGUCCUGGGAUAGGGCAGCCCGCCUGGACUGCAGCCUUGUCCAUAUAGGCUGCUUGGCUGCUGUGAAGCAGGAUAUCCAAACUGGAUUGGAAUUUGUACAAAAAAAGAGAAAAUCUAUUUGUCAAGCAGUGCCUUUGUUAAUGUACACACCCUUUGCUACAAAGGCCCAAGAGUUGUUAGUCUGGGUUGAAAACAGGAAUGCCUUUGCUGGGCCUCUCCUUUUCUCCUACAAACACGCUGGUCACAUCUGCUUGCCUAGCUCUCCCUUCAUGUUCAUGGAAAACGCACUCGGGGCUAAUUGAUUUACUGUUCCUUUUUGGUAUUCGCCUUUGAAGUCAAAAGGCACCAGCACCCACCCGAGUUCUUUUCUUCCUCUCAUCCAAUCCAGACUUGCCUUCGAGAAAGGUCUGGGGGUCUCUGUGGUGACCCCAACCCAGCUGCCCCCCGCUGUGUUUCCUGGGAGGUUGGAGGACCCCCGUGUGUAUUGAUUUCCCAAUAAAUGUCAGCCUUGUACACACGGGAUGCACCACCCUGUCCAGGCACUGCCUCUGCUCUCUUCACUCUCCUCGCCCCCUUCCCCUUCCUGCUCUGCAGUUCCUGGGCCCUCUGGCUUUUCUGGGAUGUGUGCUGAGACGCCCCGGGCCCGCAUGGACUCACUGGCCCAGAGAAGGCUUGGGCCUGCAAGAGUGGAUCCCUCAGGAGGCAACAGGGCCUUCUGGGGGUUACUGGGGACUGCUGAUGAAAUUUGUACCAAUUAAGAACAGCACAUACCCAACUAGCCUUGGGUAAAUCUACCAUCUUUCUUGUAUUUUGGUGUGAUGGCUCACAUGAGUUGCAUGAGAACGGGGGGAACCAAACUUCAUGGGUGAGAUGCAGCUGUGUGCAAAGCAGGCCCCAUGCCAGUCACGGGCGAUCAGAGAACUUGGGUCCAUACAGGGGAGUGGGCAGGGCUUUCUUAGUGUGAGGACUGUGGCUCCAGGGUUGAAACCUGCACGGUAAUUUGCCAACUCUUAGGUUGAGGGUACCCUGCCAGAGAUGCUGUAUGGGCUUAAAUCAGUGGCUCACCCAGUUAAUAAAGAAACAUGGAUUUAGCAGGUUUAGGGUUAAUAUUGCCUAAAUUUAAAUAACCUUCAAAUAAAUCUCUCAUCACUCUUGACAGAUUAUACAUUUCAGGCAUCAAUUAGGCAAAGCUUUAGCUUAAUUCCACUGGACAUAUUCUAAUUUUUUGUGUUUUUAAUCAUGCCUCUGUUUCUGAUUUCCCAAACUUAGCUGUUUCUCUGUGACGUUAGCCUGUUACCAUGUCCAAGUCAUUUGCUGGUGCGCUGUGGCCUGAAGCUUUUCCCCCAGUGGGCUUGUAGAAUGCUUGGAAUCUGAAGCACCUGGUGUGGUGAUCCGCUCAGCAGAGGCCAUUCUCAUGCCUCCCUGGAGCAGAGAUCCCUUGGUGCCGGCUAAGUUGCUGUGUGGAUGCGGACAGCGUCCUCCGCCCUUACCAAACAGCGCUUCGAAGGACACUGACAAAGCCCUUGGGGUCCCUUUGAUUUUUCUCUUUGCCCCCUAGAGUGAAAAGGGGAGUAAAGGGCCAGGGAUUUAGCUCAGUAGUUCCGCCGCCUGCCUGGAAAGCGAAAGGACCAGAGUUUGAUCCCCGGCACCAAAAAAUAGAAAAGGGGAGUAGAAGGGUCUGAGGUGUCCCAACUGGCCAUGGCCUUGUGGAGCACUUCAGCACUUCACAUCCGGUCAGUGGAAGCCGUUAAAGUCCUAGGGACAGGCGCAAGGCUUUUCCACCCCGAAGCUGCCCUGCUUGCAAAAGGUGCUUAAGCGGUCUUGUUAGACUGCCUGUGUGACCGUUAAACUUUCUUCAUCUGCUCUGCCAUAGGAAAAAUUUAGAGCAAGGCCUGUCACUGGGGUGGGGCGGGGCCACCCUUAAAACCAGCCAACUCGUCAGGUCCCAAGAGCUCUGUGUCUGAGGCCUGGGGGGACUGAGCUCUUGGGCUCCACUGCUCCUCCCCACCGAGUCCAGGUUUGUGAGAGGGUGAGCCAGCGGCCUCAUCCACUGCCCUCCAGUUGGGGGUCCCCUGGGGGCCUCCUCUUCCUCCUCCCUCAAAUGUUCCCAUCGCCCGGUUGGGAGCAGAAACCCUUAGCACCUCCAAACAGGCACGAAGAAGCCCACCUCGCUGCAGACUGAAGUUAUUAUUACAGAUAGGAUGUGCAGGACAAUUCAAAGUGCUGUAAUUAUAAACGUGUAAAGGAGCCUUGUUCUUCAUUAAUGUAAGAUAUGAAAUCGCCUCUGAGGUACAAGGACGGUGACAUAGUUGAGAAUGUGUCUGUGAUUUACACUGUGGCUGUGUAAAUGUAAGGGUGGUUGCUCCAGCCUACCUCCUCCACUUUCACAAAAUGAAAAGCACACCAGCGCAAGUUGUCCUUUGAUAGAUUUUUAAUAUGAUUUUAAAGAGUUU
Heterocephalus glaber (naked mole-rat) is the source of this 5250-nucleotide messenger RNA. The record is from RefSeq and is a predicted model, not a curated record. Lineage: Eukaryota; Metazoa; Chordata; Mammalia; Rodentia; Bathyergidae.